ACGCACCUCUACAUAAACCGCUACAGAUCCAGAAGCAGCUCCCCGCGCAGCUGCACUCGGGCCCGCUGCCGGGCUCCGAUAGCUCUCCGGGCCCGCGGGGUCCGCCGGGCUCUUUAAGCGGCCCCGCCCGGCCCUGCCCGCAGGCCUCCCCGCAGGCCUCCCCACCGCCGCGGCCUCUCCCGGCCGCGCAGGCCGGCCCAUGUCCGGGGAAGGGGGCGGUGGGCCGGAGGCCGGUGCCGGCUGCCCGCGGGCGGUGGCGGCGCUGGGGACCGCGGCGGGGCUGCUGGCGGCCCUCUCCUUCCUGGCCUUCGGUCUGUACUGCUGCUACGUGAAAUACAUCCACGCCAAGUACGACCAUAUUCCCGGCGCCCCGCGGGAGAGCUUUUUAUUUGGACAUCUGCCGAUCUUGUGGAGAAUGCUGAGGAAACAGGAGUUUAUGCAUGAUCUCUUCCUGGAGUGGGCAGAGAAAUAUGGACCUAUUGUACGGCUUAAUGCCUUUCACAGAGUCUCAGUAAUGAUUCUGAGUCCUGAAGGAGUGAAGGAGUUCUUGAUGUCACCACAGUACCCAAAGGAUCGUCUGGUGUACGGUCGUAUCUACAGCUUAUUUGGUGAGAGGUUUCUAGGGAAUGGCUUGGUAACUGUUUGCAACCACGAGCAUUGGCACAAGCAGCGGAAGAUAAUGGAUCCAGCUUUCAGCCGAACCUACCUGAUUGGUCUGAUGGGAACUUUUAAUGAAAAAGCAGAGGAGCUGAUGGAGAAGCUAGAGGAAAAGGCAGAUGGAAAAAAAGAGUUCAGCAUGCUGACGUUGAUGAGCCGGGUGACUAUGGAUAUCGUUGCAAAGGUAGCCUUUGGCUUAGAGUUAAACACACUGAGCGAUGACCAGACACCUUUCCCACAUGCUGUGACUGUGGUUUUGGAGGGAAUGACCAAGGCACGCAUCCCCUUCUUGCAGUAUAUACCAGGGAAACGGAAGCUGGUAAAGGAGGUCAAGGAGAGCGUGAGGCUGCUGCGGCGUGUGGGGAAGGAGUGCAUUGACCGAAGGAGGGAGGCUGUUCAGAACGGGAAGGAAGCCACACUGGAUAUUCUGACACAGAUACUGAAAGGAGAUGCUCUGGAGGAAACUAGAGAUGAUGAAAACAUCCUGGAUAACUUUAUCACUUUCUUUGUUGCGGGUCAUGAAACCACUGCCAAUCAGCUGUCAUUUACAGUAAUGGCACUGGCUCAGCAUCCUGAAAUACUGGAAAGGCUUCAGGCUGAAGUGGAUGAUGUUCUUGGUGCCAAGAGAGAUAUUGACUAUGAGGAUCUUGGCAAACUCACCUACUUAUCACAGGUUUUGAAGGAAUCACUGCGGCUGUACCCACCUGUCCCAGGGACAGUGCGCUGGAUGGAGAAGGAGCAUGUCAUCAGUGGUGUCAGAAUUCCUGCAAACACAGUGCUUGUUUUCAGCACUUAUAUAAUGGGAAGGAUGGAGAGAUAUUUCAAGGAUCCACUCACUUUCAAUCCAGACCGAUUUAGCAAAGAUGCACCUAAGCCAUAUUACUGCUAUUUUCCAUUCUCUCUGGGACCCCGAUCCUGCAUCGGGCAGGUGUUUGCACAGAUGGAGGCUAAAGUGGUGAUGGCAAAGCUGCUGCAGAGGUUUGAAUUCCAGCUGGUACCAGGGCAGAGUUUUAAACUCUUGGAUGCUGGAACCCUGAGGCCACUAGAUGGAGUAAUGUGUAAAUUAAAGCCAAGGGUCCCUGCAGGAGCCUGCCAGGCCUGACUACUCGGGAAAGGGGCAUGACGUGGUAGUGGUAGCAUUUCUUCUGAAUUUGAAGAUCUUCACAGUAAUCGAAGGCUAGAUUUUGCAGGCCCCUUUAGAGUAUUACUAGACUGAAAUUUCUCGUAGACUUCCUCAUAAUUUACUAAAACAAACUUCAGGAGAGUCACUUUGAGUGACUGAGUAUCUUUGAUCUGGAAGUAUACCUGGAAUUGCGAAGCCUGUUAUUUCCCUGGGGGACUCUUUGGUUCUGACCAGACUUGGAAAAGAACAUCCUUUCACUGGAAUAUCCCUGGAGCUCCACACAAUCCUACACUCAAAUCCCAACUGAUAGUUUCCACUAACUUGACUUAUAACACAACAUGGUCUAAGCAAGCCCUUGUUUGGGGAAUUUCAUAGUAGAGCUCAAGGUUUGGGCUGAACGUGGGAAGAUAAGUUUAGAGCCAUUCUCUUGGUUAAAUUAAUUUUCCCCUCAUUCCUCUACAUGAGAAGAAUGAUAGGAGCAAUCUGGAACAAAAAUCAGACACUUUGGCCACUAUUUUUCCCUGUUGCUUCUGCCUCAUUUUUCUUUAGUCUCCUACUUCCAAUAUUUUUCAGAGUGUAGAUUCCCAAUCCACGCUGUAGAAAGGGGUUUUCCUACUCCUCCUACCCCUCCCCACAGCCCAUGCUUAUUCUCCUGAGAUGCUGUUCUUUUGGGGGUGGGUCUUGCUGGGUUCAUUUUAAUCUGGUUCAUUUUUCCCAUCUGGCUCACCGCAAAGGUACAUGAAUGCUUGGACCAGGUGGUCUAGUAGGUACAGCGGGGUUGGAAGUAAGUACCUGGAACCAAAUGCUGCUUAAAAUUAUAUUGCUGCUGAAGAAACACCCGUGCAACUUGAGACAGAGGCAGGAGGAGGUCCUGCAUCCCCUUUUUCUGCAGCUGUGCCAAAAUUGUUGGCAGCAUGCAAGCUUGCAGCCUGGCUCUGCUAGGGAAAAAAUGAUCAUGUGAAAAUGCCACCUUCUAGAAAUAGGUGGAUAUUUAAUAUGAGUUUGGGCCCUGAAAUACAAAUUCAAGACAUUUGGUGCUGCCACUGUUAUUUCUUACCUGUUUGAAUUAAAAGGGUAAGAGCCUGGUCUGUUCAGUGAAGUUCCCACAGUGGUUUCCAUAUCAGCAGAGAAGCAUCCCAGAGCUUUCCCCGAUUCUGCUACUGCUGUGCACAAUCUCACUCAGUGCAGCAGUGGGAUAAUAAGCCAAUAAGGUUGAUGUGGAUUUCGAUAACAUUAUAGAGUGUAUUAAUAUGACUUAUACCAAGAGGUACCAAUACUUGUAUUGCUAGGCAAGGUUUAGUCCAUCUGUUGGUAGACCAGCUCUUCAAUCCUUUGUGCUGAAGAUCUGUUUAUAUCCUCCCAGAUGUUAAUAAAAUCUGAUUGGGAAAA
Messenger RNA from Tyto alba (common barn owl), 3169 nucleotides. Its product is annotated as cholesterol 24-hydroxylase. NCBI's taxonomy places the organism in Eukaryota, Metazoa, Chordata, Aves, Strigiformes, Tytonidae. Gene Ontology annotation, molecular function: cholesterol 24-hydroxylase activity; heme binding; iron ion binding. The transcript is spliced from 15 exons. Gene Ontology annotation, biological process: cholesterol catabolic process. The record is from RefSeq and is a predicted model, not a curated record. Bases 200 to 1759 code for a protein of 519 amino acids.